Molecule: messenger RNA, 1119 nt
Organism: Acanthosepion pharaonis
Lineage: Eukaryota; Metazoa; Mollusca; Cephalopoda; Sepiida; Sepiidae
Source: the annotation of a GenBank genome assembly
AUGCCAUUCUUUUUUUUCCUUUACCGUAUUUUACGACUUCUUACUUUUCUCAUACUCUCUCCUCUUCUUUCGCCUCCUCUCCUUUCUACUUCUUGUCUUUCCGUCUAUUUUUUCACUUCUCUCUCUGUCUCUCUCUUUUCGUCUAUCUACUACUCUUUAAUUUUAAAAAAAUUUCCUUUUUCUUUUCUACCUUUUUCUCCUAAGAAAAUUCAGUCGAUCUCCUCCUCCUCCCGAUACUCUUCUUUCUUUUACAUUGACAGCAUCAAUAUUACCAAAAAUAUCGUCUGUAUUUCCAUUCAUUCCAAUUUUCCAGUUACACGCAGGCUCCAUCUGUCUGUAGCGUGCUAUCUUUUUUCCUCUAACCAUUUCUCGUUCUUUUUCUUCGUUCUUUUUCUCCAUCUUUUCUUUCUCUCUUUCUCGUUUUCUUCUAUUCUUUUUUCCUUUCUUUAUAUGUUACUUUUUCGUACUGUUUCCACUCUGUUUACUCUUUCACUUUGUUUCUCUUUCUCUCUCUCGCUCACACACUCUCUCUCUCUACAUCUUUUGCUCUUUACCCCUAAAAAAAAUCCUUUCGCUCUAUUUCUCUUUAUUUCUUUUUCUUUCAGGUCCUCUUUAUUUCUUUAUACCUCUCUUCUUUCUCGCUUUAUCUAUCUAUCUAUCUAUCUAUCUAUCUAUCUAUCUAUCUAUCUAUCUAUCUAUCUAUCUCAUUCUUUUCACUAUCUAUAUAUCUGUAUAUCUCAUUCUUUUCAAUAUCUAUCUAUCUAUCUAUCUAUCUAUCUAUCUAUCUAUCUAUCUAUCUAUCUAACCUUCCACUAUUUUUUCUAUUUCUUAUUUCCCCUUCUCUUUCUUGUUUCUUUUUCUUUCUCUCUCUUCGUAGCUUUCUCUCGUUCUACUAUGCUUGUUGCACUCCCUUUUUCUCUUGUACUCUCUUUUUCUUUUUUCCUUCGUGCUCUCUGUUUAUCUUUCUCAUAUCCACUCCUUUUCCUGUCCCCUAUUUAUUACACUUUCUCUCUCUCUAUAUAUAUAUGUAUACAUAUUUCGUUUCAGUCUGUUAUUCCUUCUUUCUCUAUUUCCUUUUUUUCUCCCCCUUUCGACGUUCCUACUUUUCUUUCUCUCUGA